Molecule: messenger RNA, 1224 nt
Organism: Gryllus bimaculatus (two-spotted cricket)
Lineage: Eukaryota; Metazoa; Arthropoda; Insecta; Orthoptera; Gryllidae
Source: the annotation of a GenBank genome assembly
CUUCCAAAUUUCAUAAUGGUAGGUUGUGAUAUUUAAAUACAAUGUUAAAAAAAGUUCAUUCAGAUUAAUUCCAUAUCUCUCUGGUCAUUGACAUCAGUUGACAUUACUGUGACAAUACAGUACACAUGUCGAUGAUGCAACCAUGUAAUUGCUCACGUGUACAUAAUCCGCCGAAUCCUCCCACGCAAUGCCAGCGCUACGCAAUGCACGCAAUGGAAUGGCGGGAGAUUGUCGAUUUAUGUUAUUUCGUUUAAGAGGUGUAAGUGCCAGUAGCUUUCUUGCAGAGUUGUGACACUAUUUGUAAGAGAAGGGGAGCUGUAUUGAUGACAAAACGAUUUGUUUAUUACAACAUAAUGUAAUAAUGCCUGGUCGCGGAGCUCUCAUCGUUUUGGAAGGAUGUGACAGAGUUGGAAAAACCACUCAAGCAUCCAAAUUAUUGGAAAAAUUGCAGCAUAGGGGCAUACCUUCACAGCUACUAAAAUUUCCGGAUCGCAGUACAUCAACUGGCCAAAUUAUCAAUUCAUAUUUAACCAGAAAGAUGGAUUUACCUGAUAAAACAGUCCAUCUUCUGUUCUCAGCCAACAGAUGGGAAUCAGAACCUCAAAUGAAGAAGCUUUUAAAUAGUGGAGUGACGUUAAUUGUUGACAGAUAUUCACAUUCAGGAGUUGCUUUCUCUGCAGCCAAAAAUGAAAUGAGCAUACAUUGGUGCUAUCAGCCAGAAAUAGGACUUCCAAAGCCAGAUCUUGUCCUUUUCUUGACAUUAAAUGAGACAGCUAUAUCAAAAAGAUCUGGAUUUGGAGAUGAGAGGUAUGAAAAUUCAGAAUUUCUGAAGAAAGUAGCAUUAAAUUUUCGAAGACUGAAGGAUGACACAUGGAAGAUUAUUGAUGCUGACAAAGAUAUUGAAACACUGAAUAAAGAAUUGCUCCUGCAUGUGGAAAAAGUGAUUGAAAGUGUUAAAGAUGCACAUUUAAGUUAUUUUGAUCUUAUAGCAAUGAAUAACUUAUGAGAUGUGGAAGAAAUGGUGCACUUUUGAUAAUUCAAUGAGCAAAGUAUGUUUUUAAGAAUAUAAUAAUCCUCAAAAAUAUUUUAUUGUAUAAUUACAAGACCAUUUAGGAAGAUCAUUUUUGGUUGUGAUAAAUGUUAUUACAGUUCUUUUCACACAAUUUUAUAAAUUAAAUACAUUGAAUCUGAUUAUAUGUGUUUUAUUUAUUGAUUUUUUAAUUU